AGGAAGCGGCAGUGCAUCGUCCGCGCGUCGGCGGGGAGGCUGCUCUUUCGCUCUUCUCCCGCGGGCGAGAGCGGCUGGGGCCGGGGGGACGCCUGGGUGCCCUGGGAGGAGCGCGAUGGGUGCCGCCUGAUCUCAGCCUCGCCUUGGACCCGGGGCCGGGCCGGCUUUGCAGGGCGCCUCCGAUCGCGCCGGCGGCGAGAUGAAGCCAGAGAAUAUCUUCCUCUUCGUUCCCAACCUCAUCGGUUAUGCUCGUAUAAUCUUCGCUUUCAUUGCGUUUUAUUUUAUGCCAACCUCUCCCUCGAUUGCAUCUUCUUUCUACCUACUUAGUGGCUUCCUCGAUGCCUUUGAUGGCCACGCUGCCCGGGCUCUUAACCAAGGCACCCGCUUUGGGGCCAUGCUGGACAUGCUGACUGACCGCUGUGCUACCAUGUGUCUGCUGGUGAACCUGGCCAUGCUCUAUCCGGAGUCUGCCCUCUUGUUCCAACUGAGCAUGAGUCUCGAUGUGGCCUCCCAUUGGCUGCAUCUGCACAGCACUGUGGUGAAAGGUGGUGAAAGCCAUAAGAGCAUUGACUUAACAGGAAACCGGAUCUUGAGAGUGUAUUACAACUCCCGGCCUGUUCUCUUCAUUAUGUGUGCUGGUAAUGAGCUCUUCUACUGCAUGUUGUACUUGCUGUGUUUUGGUGAAGGACCAGAAAUCCUGUCAGGGUACGUCGGACUCUACCGCCUAAUUCUGUGGGUUUCUACCCCCAUUGCCAUCACCAAGAGUUUCAUCAGCUUAAUUCACUUGGUCUCUGCCUCGUGUAAUAUGGCUGCCUUGGAUGCUGCUGAACGGGCAAAGAGGAAGUAGGAUUUCAAGGUUGUGGGAAGGAACUCCCCUCAGUCUUCCAGAGGGAUCAGCUCCCAACCUUCAUGAUGAAGGGAUCAGGGCUUUGCCUCAGAUUAGUCACUUCAGUUGAGCAUAUCUUCUUUGAUGUGACCACUUCACCUUCCCAUUAUGCUUUUGUGAUAUCUGUGUGGGAUGAUAGGAUAACUCCUGCUCCCCCGGCUCCUCCCUGUUUUACUCCCAUAAUAAUUUGAACUGUUGAGGGGAAAAAAUGGCUGUUGAGGAGGAUCCUGUUCCACGAUUUUGAGGGGCAGCUGAACAGCUUGUCGUUUUGGGAUUGACAGUUUUGUACCUCACACUUUUGGGGUAUCUUUGGGGAGGAUGAAAUAUAGGACAGCACAAAGCUUGUCUUGAUACAAUGAACCAAACUAGGAUAUUGUUACCAUGUAUCCUCAACUAAAAAUCAAGAAGAUUACAUCUAAACACCUUUUGAAAUCUGAACUUGGGUUUUGUUUUCCAAAACUGUAUAGGAGCGGAUCUCAGAGAGAGAGAGAGCACAUUAAUCCCCUGUAUUCUGCAAAUAUAUCUAGUAACACAUGGACCAACCAUUUGGAAGUCAUUUACUUUGGACAAUAUUAAUACAGAAUUUUUAAAAAGCUAUUGGCAGUCUACUUGACACUGGGGGGGGGGCGGUCUUAUGGUCAUAUCUUGUAUUAUUUCCUUGGAAUUAUCUCUGAACGUUCAGUUUAACUUUUGUACUUCUACUUUAGCUUGUGGCCCAGAUUAUCCUGCUCUGCUCUCUUGUAAAUGUUUUAUUCGAAAUACUUGACCAGAGGUGGCAAAUUGGGAUGCGUGCUUCUCUCCUCAGUAUUUUGCUUUCAGAGUGUCUGUAUUUUCUUCCACCAUCCUCUGUAUGCUCCAGAGGAGAAGAUGUGGAAAAGGCAUUUUGGGAUAUUGAUCAUUGUUCAACUUUUUUCCCCCACUACUUUCCCCAUAUUUUCUCAAGCAAUUCAGAUUGACUGUAGCUGAAGGCUGUAGUUUCCUUUUCUUCAAUCAUGUCACUGUGCUGUGAAAUAUUGACAUGAACUAAAUAAUGACAAUCUUCAGCAUCAGUUUUGCCCUUCCUGAAUCCUGUCUGUCUUCACCACGAUUCUGAAAUUUACUGGUGGGCAGAGAUGUAUUUGCCUAUUUAUUUUCUCCAAGAUUUUGAACUUUUAGUACUUUCCUGAGGUAAUUGUUAAUUCAGUCUUAUACACAAUCAUUUAUCUUCUCUUUCCUCACUCAUUUCUGCAUUAGCACAUUAGCAAGCUCUCCUAGUGUGAUUUUCAGCAAGAAUAGCUAAGGUUACGUUAGCAUGGUAGCCACCUUACCCGUUAAAGGUCCCCUUCUCCCUUUCCCAGAAAAGCUGGCUUUUCAUUUGUAUUAGAACCCAAAACUGAAGUCAAGAGAGAUAGAGGAUGGAGAUGGUGGAGACAGAGUUUUUGGCCAUAAUGCAAGAGAGAUAUCCAAUCCCUAGGUAUAACUUAAACCUAGUGGUUGUAUUGAAGGAACCAAAGUUAAAGGUUAUCAUAGACCCUUGUCUUCAUCCAGCAAGCCAAAUUAGAAUGCCAUUACCAUGUAGCUUCUUUUGCUAAACAGCAAGAAGACAUCUGAAAUUGAAAUGGUUAUUUUUGGUCCUUCUCAGGAAUGUUUUCACACUGUCUUCUGCAAGCAGGGGCUGAGUGUGAUUCUUGCAGCUCUCUCCUCAGUUCACAGUGGCAUUGCCGCACUCUUCAAAUCUGACUGUCUGUAUAUUAUAUAUAAAUUUUUAAAGUAUAAAAUGUUUGUCCAAUAAAAAGCCUCUUUCUCACUCAACAAAGUAGAUGUUGCUGUAAUAAAUAUCUAUCUGAU
Python bivittatus (Burmese python) is the source of this 2713-nucleotide messenger RNA. RefSeq names its product CDP-diacylglycerol--inositol 3-phosphatidyltransferase (gene CDIPT). Gene Ontology annotation, cellular component: membrane; Golgi apparatus. Gene Ontology annotation, molecular function: CDP-diacylglycerol-inositol 3-phosphatidyltransferase activity. NCBI's taxonomy places the organism in Eukaryota, Metazoa, Chordata, Lepidosauria, Squamata, Pythonidae. Gene Ontology annotation, biological process: phosphatidylinositol biosynthetic process. The record is from RefSeq and is a predicted model, not a curated record.